AUGAAAAUUCAUUUUUUAUUUAUAUUUCUUACACUAAUUAAAUAUGUUAUUAAUUCAAAAAUAAAAUCUAACAUCGGGAAUUCAGGGAUAUAUUUAGGAUAUAUAAGAAAAGACUCUAAUUUAAAAUUAAUACCGAAAAAAAAAUAUUCUUACAUUAAUAAUUUGUGUUUUUUCAAAAGAAGAAAUAGUGAAAUAUAUAAAAUUUUUAAAUGUAAUUUAUUUAUUAGCACUAACUAUUUAAAAAAAUUUUUUAUAAAAAAUUCUUAUGGAAAAAUGAAAAUAAUAAAAUUUAGAAAUUUCAAUAAAUUAUGGGCCAAAAAAAAAGGUGUAGGAAGCACAAAAAAUGGUAGAGAUAGUAACCCUAAAAACCUAGGUGUAAAAAUAUUGGGAAAUAAUUUUGCAUAUCCUGGUAAUAUUAUAGUAAGGCAAAGAGGACGUACAUUUAAACCUGGUUACGGAGUAAAACAAGGAAGAGAUUUUACAUUAGUUGCCACUAGGGCAGGGAAAGUAAAUUUUUUUAAGGGAGUUGUAAGUAUUAUUGAUGUUAAUGAACCUAAAAAAAUGACUUUCAAAGACAUAUAUCAAGAAAAUCCAACAAUAUUAAGUCUAUCAAAAAUGUGGACUUCAACUUAA
Plasmodium gallinaceum is the source of this 633-nucleotide messenger RNA. Its product is annotated as apicoplast ribosomal protein L27 precursor, putative. Gene Ontology annotation, biological process: translation. The record is from RefSeq and is a predicted model, not a curated record. Lineage: Eukaryota; Apicomplexa; Aconoidasida; Haemosporida; Plasmodiidae. Bases 1 to 633 code for a protein of 210 amino acids. The transcript has a single exon. Gene Ontology annotation, cellular component: ribosome; mitochondrial large ribosomal subunit. Gene Ontology annotation, molecular function: structural constituent of ribosome.